Amborella trichopoda is the source of this 2704-nucleotide messenger RNA. It is a transcript of the gene CRCK3, whose product is annotated as calmodulin-binding receptor-like cytoplasmic kinase 3. Gene Ontology annotation, biological process: protein phosphorylation. NCBI's taxonomy places the organism in Eukaryota, Viridiplantae, Streptophyta, Magnoliopsida, Amborellales, Amborellaceae. The record is from RefSeq and is a predicted model, not a curated record. Gene Ontology annotation, molecular function: ATP binding; protein tyrosine kinase activity.
CCCUAAAUUUGCAGAAGCCAUUUGUUUCCGCUGAUUGAUUUCAGAGAGUUCAUCAAUUUUUUUAUGUUACUCGUCACUUUUUCUUUGUUGGGUCUUAGAAUUUGCGUUCAAAUUCGGCUGGUAAAAAGUAUAGCAAGUUCCAAAGAUUGCAUUUUUUGAAUAUUUUCAGAGAAUUUUGCAUCAAUUUACUUCUCUAUCUUGUAUUUUGGGGUUUCUUCUCUCUCAUUGUUGGCGUUGUGGAUUGGUUUCAUGGUGAAGUGGGUUCUGGGUUCUUGUUGGUGGAUAAUUUUCAGCCAUUUGGGCUUUUCUAUCACAGUUUAUGUGGAUAUAAUGAGGAAGAAAAGAGCAUUUUCCAGGAAUGAUCAGAAUUAAUGGGUGAUUGAUCUGGUUCUUUUGUCACUUACAGAGUCGGGUUUGCUUUGUUUUGUUGGUAUUCAAAUGCUUAGUUGUUUUGUGGAGCUCUUAGGUGUCAUUAUCUGAGUUUUUUCCUCCAUUUUUCUUUUUAGUUCUUCCAAUUCUCGCUGGUUUAAGCUUUCGGGUAUCGGGUAAUGGUUCUCUGUAACUUGGGGUUUUUGGGUAUCAGAUGGAAAAGUGGGUUUUCUUCUUCCAUUUUGAGCCCGUUUGGGACUUUGGUUUUCCAUGUAAGUACUUGACUUGUAUUAUCCUGGAGAGCUCAAUGCAUAGGGAAAUGAAAAAUUGAAGAAGCAGGAUUGAAUCCAGAAAUUUAAGACUCGUAUCAAUGGCUACCUUACUUCUGCAUCUACUUGUCCUAUUGCAAUUUCCUGGCAUUUUGAUUCCAGUGGGUGCUAUCAAGUCCAGGGAUUGUGAAAGUGGCCAAUUUUCAAAUAUAGGUUCUUUGGGUUGUGGAUCAUUUCAAUAUGAUCGAGAAUUUUUAGAGCAUGGACAUCUUUGUGAGGCACUGGAGUUUGCAAUCCUUCAUGGGUGUUUCUGCAAAUAUGGGCUUGAACAAUGGAGCAGAAUUGGAAAAGAGUGUUGCAAUAUGGAGCUUGAAAAAUUGAACGAUCUUGUGUGUAUUCCUUACGCAAUGCAUCAGCCUCGUAGGGCAGCAAGAAAGACUCUAUUGCAGCCAAGAACAAAAGAAACAAUGUGUCAUAAUAUUGAGAGGAUAAGUAAGUUCAAAGGAAAAGAUCAACAUGAUUCAACUUCAACUCAUGGCAACCUAGUCAUUGCAGCAUCGGGAAUGCUUCUUUUAUCCUGCAGCAUGUUAUGUCCAUGUUUUCGUGCCAAAAAGAAAGGCGUGAACCGUGAUGUUCUUGUCAGAGGCCCCAAUUCAAUGGACAUGAUGUCAUCUUUUGAAGUAAGUGCUUCUCCACAUGUGCCACCCAGCCCGAGUCAAAUGCCACCAAGCCCGUAUCGAUUUUCUCUAUCCCCUCAAACAAGUCAAAAUGGACCUAUACACCUUAGUCCCAAACAAAUUAUUAAAUCUACACGCAACUUUUCACUGGAAUUUAAGAUAGGGGAAGGAGGUUUUGGGACUGUUUACAAGGCUCAGUUGCAAGAUGGACAGUUUGUCGCCGUUAAACGUGCAAGAAAGGAACUAUUUGAGUCCCUACGGACAGAAUUUAGAAGUGAAGUUGAGAUGCUAGCAAAAAUUGAGCAUCAAAAUCUUGUGAAGCUACUUGGUUAUAUUGAACAAGGACAUGAGCGCCUGAUUAUUGUUGAGUAUGUCUCGAAUGGUACUCUCCGGGAGCAUUUGGAUGGACAUCAUGGGAGAAUUUUGGAUUUUAUGCAACGACUGGAGAUAGCAAUUGGUGUUGCUCAUGGCCUAACUUACCUACAUGUAUAUGCAGAGCAACCAAUAAUCCACCGAGAUGUGAAGUCCUCAAACAUCCUUUUGACCGACCAAUUUAGAGCCAAGGUGGCGGAUUUUGGGUUCGCACGAGUGGGCCCCACACAAGCUGAUCAGACCCAUAUAAUGACACAAGUAAGGGGCACUGCAGGCUAUCUGGAUCCUGAAUAUUCUAGAACCAGCCAGCUCACAACAAAGAGUGAUGUGUUUUCCUUUGGCAUUUUGCUCAUCGAGAUCUUAUCAGGGCGGCGCCCCAUAGAGUCAAGAAGAGCUGUUGAUGAAAGAGUCACUUUGCGAUGGACCUUCAAAAUGCAUAGCGAUGGAAGAAUGAGGGAUAUAUUGGAUCCUUUGUUAGAAGAAACACCUGAAGAUCAUAUAUUGGAGAGGAUCUUUGAUUUGGCUUUCCAAUGUGCGGCGCCUAGCAGGUCUGAGAGGCCUACCAUGAGAGAAGCAGUUCAGCAGCUAUGGGGGAUUAGACGAGACUACUACUCGAUCUUGAGAACUGGGAGUCGAUCGCAAUGAUCAGUGUUUUCAUUUUUUUAUCGUUCAAGGGAAAUAUAUCAUAGUCAAAUCUAGUAUGGUGUAUGGUGAUCUAUAGGGACGUCCACGAUUUGGUCUUUUAUGAUGGAGUGCAGAGAUUCAUUGUAGUAUGGCCUACUCCGGCAGGUCAUCUAGAUAAGUUAACCGUGGAUGCAUCUUUCAAGUGCUGUUUACCAUACGCCAUUGAUAGCGGUAUGUACUUUCUUUAAGGGAGGUGUCAUGUUUUUGUAAGGUAGAGUUUUGAGUUUGUAAAUGAGGUCCACAUGUGGUUGUAUUAUUAACUGGAAACAGUGGCUAUUUUCUAGCAUGAUAUAUUUAUGUUUUGCCAAAUAGUUGGGGUAAAGUUCGGAUGAU